Mus pahari (shrew mouse) is the source of this 959-nucleotide messenger RNA. RefSeq names its product coiled-coil-helix-coiled-coil-helix domain containing 10 (gene Chchd10). Gene Ontology annotation, cellular component: nucleus; mitochondrion. The transcript has 4 exons. The coding region runs from base 390 to 806 and encodes 138 amino acids. The record is from RefSeq and is a predicted model, not a curated record. Gene Ontology annotation, biological process: mitochondrion organization. Lineage: Eukaryota; Metazoa; Chordata; Mammalia; Rodentia; Muridae.
UCUCCGCUGGCGGUCUAUGUGUCUCUUUCUUUCCUCCUGGGCUCUCGGCAAACCCCUAUUGCAUUGCUUGGGUUCUGCGAUAAUCCUAACAGAAAGACCUGCCCUGCCUGCCCCGUGCCCAAGCCCUGGGCUUUCCAAAGCUGACCGGUGUCCCCAGGACUCGCGCAGCUCCGCCCUGCAUUGGGAUGGCUCAGGAGCCCUAAAUCCAGGAGGUUACUAGAAGGGCGAGCUUUGACCCCUCCUAUUUAGGGGCGUGGUCUAGGGACCCCGCCCCCAGAUCCCGCCCACUUCACCUGACUCUCGGGACGCUGCCGCAUUAGUUGCCCCGCACUGAGCGGCUGCUACGGUCCGCGCUUCUUACUCAGCUCCAACUUGAUCCCACCGCUGUCAUGCCUCGGGGAAGCCGCAGUGCGGCUGCCAGGCCGGUCAGCCGCCCAGCCCCGCCUCCUGCGCACCCACCACCCUCCGCGGCCGCCCCGGCACCUGCCGCUUCCGGCCAGCCGGGUCUUAUGGCUCAGAUGGCAUCCACCGCCGCAGGCGUAGCCGUGGGCUCAGCUGUAGGGCAUGUCAUGGGUAGCGCCCUGACCAGUGCCUUCAGUGGGGGAAGUUCAGAGCCUGCCCAGCCUGCGGUCCAGCAGGCCCCUGCCCGUCCUGCCUCUCACCCCCUGCAGAUGGGGCCCUGCUCCUAUGAGAUCAAGCAGUUCCUGGACUGCUCCACCACUCAGAGCGACCUAACCCUGUGUGAGGGCUUCAGCGAGGCCCUCAAACAGUGCAAAUACAACCACGGUCUGAGCUCCCUGCCCUGAAGAGGCUGUGGGCUUGCUCAUUGCCUAACCUCUCACCGACAGCUUGAUGGAAAGGAGAGGAUCCUUGUGAAUGGGAGAAAGGAAGGACAAUUCUCACCCCGCAGACUAACAGGCGACAUAAACAUUCGAUUAAAGAGUUUACUUUAGACCACA